This is a messenger RNA of Laccaria bicolor S238N-H82, 1461 nucleotides long. RefSeq lists its product as uncharacterized. Bases 1 to 1461 code for a protein of 486 amino acids. The record is from RefSeq and is a predicted model, not a curated record. Gene Ontology annotation, cellular component: cytosol; nucleus. Gene Ontology annotation, biological process: coenzyme A biosynthetic process. Lineage: Eukaryota; Fungi; Basidiomycota; Agaricomycetes; Agaricales; Hydnangiaceae. The transcript is spliced from 7 exons. Gene Ontology annotation, molecular function: pantothenate kinase activity; ATP binding.
AUGUCCAUACCAUCCCUCCCCUCGGCCAAAGUUAUUCAUGUCGACACACGAGGGGCCGUAAUCCUGUCGGAAGAAUCGCCAGAGACCAGGGACAGUCGAGGGAUAUAUCUCCCCAAUUACAUCGAACCCGUCUCCCACAUUGCGGUGGACGUUGGUGGGUCCUUAGCAAAAGUUGUUUAUUUCACCCGCUCCCCUGAACCUCCAUCAUCGCCAUCUCUUCCCGCGACUCGUGUGUCCAGCACUGCCAAUGACGUAUCCAGCUCUCGUUCGAUUUCUCCCUUGGAUGAUACAAGCAGCACUUGCUCCUCGUCAUCCGCCCCAUCCAACAGCAAACACAAUGGUGCUCUCACGCCGCUAAUUUUGGAUCACCCGCACCACGCUGUAAAUAGCCUAUCCGGCAUUGAUCACGGGCUGCUGCGGGAGUCUUUCCUUCGCCGGAAGGUACAGCAUUUUCCUGGAGGGUCCCUCAAUUUCGAACGAUUCGAGACUGACAACAUCAAUGACUGCGUCGAGUUCAUCCAAUCGCUUAUUGAACGGUCCGCGAAUGUCAAUGGGGUUUCGAUAGACGAUAUGCGCAAGGGAGUGAAAAUUAUGGCCACUGGUGGUGGUGCGCACAAAUUCUACGAAUUGUUCAGGGGGGAAUUGCGUGUGGAAGUAAGGAGAGAGGACGAGAUGGCUUGUCUGAUUGAAGGUUUGAAGUUUAUCACGCUCAUCCCGGAUGAGGCGUAUUACUUCUCAGAUGAGCUCAUCCAAUCCGUCUCUCAUCCAUCGACUGCUUCGGCACCAAAAGCCGCUGAUUCUACCGUAAAGCCACCGCUUGAACGACCAAGUCCUAACCCUCCAGCAUACGGUGUCACAUUCGAGCAUCAUCCAACAACGCAAUUACCUUGCUUGCUCGUGAAUAUCGGCUCUGGUGUAUCCAUUAUCAAAGUGGACGAGGAUGGUAGCUUUGAGCGCGUGAGCGGGACAAGUUUGGGUGGGGGUACGCUAUGGGGUCUCCUCAGCCUACUAACGCCUGCAACUACCUUUGACGAAAUGCUUGCAAUCUCUGAACGAGGGGACAACUCCACCGUUGAUAUGCUGGUUGGAGAUAUUUAUGGACAAGACUAUAGCAAGCUCGGCUUGAAAUCGACCAUGAUUGCCAGUACGUUUGGCAAGGUAUUCAAAAAGGGUGGAGAGAAGAAGAAGUUUUCAGCUGAGGAUAUCAGCAAGAGCCUUUUGUAUGCCGUCUCUAACAAUAUCGGUCAGAUCGCGUACAUGAAUGCGGAAAAGUACAACCUCGAUAGAAUAUACUUUGGCGGAUGUUUUAUUCGAGGACACGCAGCUACCAUUUCUACGCUCUCAUAUGCGAUUCGUUUCUGGAGUAAGGGAACGAAGCGAGCUUUGUUCCUUCGGCACGAAGGAUUCCUAGGAUCAAUUGGGGCCUGGAUAAGAAACAUCGAACCCGAGGAGGCGGAGUAG